Molecule: messenger RNA, 4766 nt
Organism: Peromyscus eremicus (cactus mouse)
Lineage: Eukaryota; Metazoa; Chordata; Mammalia; Rodentia; Cricetidae
Gene: Hoxc10
Product: homeobox C10
Biological process (GO): regulation of transcription by RNA polymerase II
Cellular component (GO): nucleus
Molecular function (GO): DNA-binding transcription factor activity, RNA polymerase II-specific; RNA polymerase II cis-regulatory region sequence-specific DNA binding
Source: RefSeq, a predicted model, not a curated record
UUUCUUUUACUUCCUUUAAGACAGAACCCAAAGUCUUGGAAAAGCAAACAAGUUAUUCACGUCUGCGUCCGAGAAAGCCAGCGGGCUCUUGCUUAACAGCGCUGGGUUUUCGUUUAUCUUGAGUAAUUAGAGGCAAACAUUUGUCCCAACGGGGGUCCCACUUAGGCUGAUGAAUUUGAUUUCUUGUUUCAUUAAUGGGCCGUGUUUAUCAUACUUCUAAUUAUUUCAACUUUAAACACUAUUUGUUCUUGUGAGGAGGUGGGAGUUGAAGCAGGAAGCUUUUCUCCUGAGGGUAUUAUUUCCACUAAUAAUGGUAAGAAUCCUGAAUCAACUCCCUUCCCUCUCAUGGCUGAGGUUGGAGGUGGGCUUGGGAUGGGGGGGGGGUCUAGCUGGUAGGGGAGAGAGGCCUAGAAGCUGAAUGACUUUGCUUCUCUCUUGAUAGCUACCCAGUUUCCGUCUAGGGGUGUGUUGUUUGAAGAUUAUUCUAGAAUUUGUCAAUUUGAUCCUUUUCUGACACUCACUGUUUCCUCUCAGGCUGGGUUCCAAUCCCACUGUCCCCUGCAAAGCUCUUCCCUCAAAACCUUCUAUCCAGCCAGCACAGCAUGUCCUAGAUGGAGACACUGUCCCUACCCCAGCUGCUAUCACUGAGAUAAAAGCUAGAAAGAGCUGAGGUAGUCUAGCCUCACCUGGCUGUUGGAGAAAGGGCCCUCCCUACCAGACUCCAAAACAAGGGACAAGGGCAGGGUUUUGAGAGGACAGACUCCAGGGACAGGCACACCAUGGAGGAAAAUAAAAGAGACAUGAGAGAGGGGGAGGGAACCCCCCAAAGCCAUAUAAUUCUCAAUUGCUUUGGUCUUUAAUUUCAUCGUCCCAUAAAUGAGGAAAUAUCAGUUCCCAUACUAAAUUUUUAUCCCCAGCUGAUAAAUAUGACGGGAAAUUUUCUUUGGGUCCUCGUAAAAGGGAACGGUUUCGAUCAAACUCGUGGGGAAAGACUUAUGCAGAUAAUACAAACAGAGUGGCCAUAAAGUCUCGGCUGUUUCCCGCGGGAUGGGCAGUGGGACAAAUGGCUCCCUAGAUUGACUGCUGCUGGGGACUGUCCCAAGUCUGAUCUGGGGCCUAAACAGCCUAACCUUGCCCUGGAUAACCCCCAGGCUGAAGCCAGGGCGACCCCUGCAAAUGAAAACAAAAUUAUUUCAAAUCUCCCUUGCUGGCCUGCAAACAAGUCGCACACUCCACGGAUCUUUUGAUUUUUCCCCCCUGGAGUGAAGGGACCCCUGGAUCUUCUUCUCCAUCCCUGGUUGUGGGAAUUCGGAGCACAAUUCUUUCCUUAGUCCUCUUCCAUCAUAGCUGGCUGUGGCCUCCAGGAAUCGGUCCGGCUUCUUCACUCAUCCACGCCCGUGCGCUCGGCCCUGGAAUCCUUUCCCAGCUAGGCUCUGGUCCUUCGAAAAAUGGAAAGCCCACAGCCUCUGCCCAGGGAAAAAUGCGGGACUACCGGAAAGACAAGUUAUUCUCCGGAUUCCGUUUCCUGAGGAAGGGGUGGAGAGUUUAGUUCGCUUUGGAAGAAAGGUGAUGGAGAAAUCGAACAAACUAUUUUAAACACACAUUUCCCUCUGUUUCUUCCCUUUAGUAAAACACACACACACACACACACACACACACACACACACACACAAAAUAGACCGCUCCCUCUUCUUUAAAAAAUACUUCCAGACCAAUCGCUUAAAAAGAACUCUGCUCAAAUGAGGUUUAGUUGAAUCUUGUGCUCCUUUCCCGCAUGCAUACGCCACUCCUCUAAUCCAACCAAGGCCUGCAGGUUCGGACUUUCUCUCCAGGAAUAUUCCUUGUUUUAGUAGGGGCAAGGUCAAGCGGAAAAAGAGAGCCACCCGCCGUGGCAUGGAGCAAAAUACCCUACCAAACCAGCUCCAAGGCCAAACAAAGCCCAGAGGCCGGAGCUGUUCACCAGUAGGGCCUAGGCUGCAACCCCAGGGUUGGGGAGAGGGUACCUCUAGUCUUCAGCUUCCUCAUCCAGUGAUCCCUAACUCCACUGGAAUCCUCCUUUGCCCAGAAUCCCUUAAAUGGCCGUGACCCGUUCCCGGGCCCACUCCAGACACUGGAGAUUCCCAGUUAGUCCUCACAAGGAACUUGCAACUCAACCAACCUCCAAGACUGGUGGUCCGGAGCUCCCAGGCCCAAGGGCCAAGCCGGAGGAACCGGAGGCAGGAGAGCAGAAACUUAGUUCUGCUUUUGAUUCUUUAACUUUCUCUUCCACCCUAAAGCCCACUGGAGAUCCUCCCCCCAAAGCAUCACCAGGCUCCCAACCCGAGAGAAGAAACAGGGGUAUGAGUUGAGGAAAGUGGAAGGUUGAAGAGAUGGGAAGGAAUACCUGAAUCUUGUCUUGACCUUUUAAUUUGAAUUUGACUGUUUUGGAGCCCUGGUUGCCUCACUCUCUCCUGCGUUUUCCCCCCCCUCCAUCCCCCUCCUCCCCUGGAGCUACAGGCUGGUUCUCUAGUAAACAAGCCCCACUCUUCCCAGAACAGCCCCACGUCCCUCCACCCACUCCACCACCACUCCAUCACCACCCCACCGCCCCUGCAGCCCGGGGGGCACUUUCUUUGUUCGCCAGGAAGGGCUCCCGUGCCCCUACCCCGAGACAGCUGCUAGGUGGCGCUGUUACUCCACGCUGUGCGCUCCGCCUGCCGACAACUUGACCCCGCUGACGUCACGGCCGUCUGAAUCAUCAAGGCCAUUUUCAAAUCCCAUUGGUCUAGCCGUCACAUGGUGAGGACCGAAUGCACGGAUAAUUAUGGAGCUGAUAUUUCCCCCCUCCCCUUCUUUUUCCUCCCACCCCUCCAACCACCCCCCCCUUCCCGGAUGGGGGAAAAAAAGAUGUCAGCUCCUCCGCUGUAGUGUUGCUCCUUAAAAACCCCUCUCUCUGAAAAUGACAUGCCCUCGCAAUGUAACUCCGAACUCGUACGCGGAGCCCUUGGCUGCGCCGGGAGGAGGAGAGCGCUAUAACCGGAGCGCAGGAAUGUAUAUGCAAUCUGGGAGUGACUUCAACUGCGGGGUGAUGAGGGGCUGCGGGCUCGCGCCCUCGCUUUCCAAGAGGGAUGAGGGCAACAGCCCCAACCUGGCCCUCAACACCUACCCGUCCUACCUCUCUCAGCUGGACUCCUGGGGCGACCCCAAAGCCGCCUACCGCCUGGAACAACCUGUUGGCAGGCCUCUGUCCUCCUGCUCCUACCCACCUAGUGUCAAGGAGGAGAAUGUCUGCUGCAUGUACAGUGCAGAGAAGCGGGCGAAAAGUGGCCCCGAGGCAGCGCUCUACUCCCACCCCCUGCCGGAGUCCUGCCUUGGGGAGCACGAGGUACCUGUACCCAGCUACUACCGCGCCAGCCCGAGCUACUCCGCGCUGGACAAAACGCCCCACUGUGCCGGGGCCAACGACUUCGAAGCUGAGCAGCGGGCCAGUCUCAACCCGCGCGCUGAACAUCUGGAAUCGCCUCAGCUUGGGGGCAAAGUGAGUUUUCCUGAGACCCCCAAGUCCGACAGCCAGACCCCCAGUCCCAAUGAGAUCAAGACGGAGCAAAGUCUGGCUGGCCCAAAAGGCAGCCCCUCAGAGAGCGAAAAGGAACGGGCCAAGACGGCAGACUCCAGCCCAGACACCUCGGAUAACGAAGCUAAAGAGGAGAUAAAAGCAGAAAACACCACAGGAAAUUGGCUGACAGCAAAGAGCGGAAGGAAGAAGAGGUGCCCCUAUACUAAACACCAGACGCUGGAAUUGGAGAAAGAAUUUCUGUUCAAUAUGUAUUUGACGCGAGAGCGCCGCCUGGAGAUUAGCAAGACCAUUAACCUUACAGACAGACAAGUCAAAAUCUGGUUUCAAAAUCGCAGAAUGAAACUCAAGAAAAUGAACCGAGAGAAUCGGAUCCGGGAACUGACCUCCAAUUUUAAUUUCACCUGAGCCAGCGUCAUCUCCUCCCCCUCCCCGUCUCUCCUUUCCCCGCCCCUCCUCCCUUUGUGCCUGGUGAUAUUUUUUUUUCCCUCCCUGAGUAUAAAUGCAACGCGCCUGCAAAAAAAAAAGGCAAAGACCUCAGACUCUCCUUCCAAGGGACCUAUGGUUCGCGCUGUGAGGAUGCUUCCACCUAAAGCAUGAGAAAUGGGGUGCUGGGUUUUGGGGUGUUGUGUGUGCCCUCAAAGAUGGGGUGGGAGUGUGGCUGGUGUGUGUGUCAACCCCUCACUCACCCACGCACUCACACGCAGCAUUCUGUUCUCCAUGCAAAGUUAAGAUUGAAUCCACCCGAUUAUAGGGGAAAGAAAGGGGGAAAAAUCAACCAGAGAGGGUCUGUAACCUGUAACCUCGGAGAGCACAGUCAGAAUUGCUCCCUCCUUGCUGCGUUUCCCCCCUUAGAAUAAUAGACAGUCUUGAAAGUUCGCCUAGUAUUUGUGUGUUUGUCAUAGCACCCAGCGUCUAGACUCAACCCUCCCUGUGUCUUUCCCUCUUCCCAGUGGCUCUGAGAAUCUGCUUGAAGUAUUUGUACUGCUUUCUGCUUUUCUCCCACCCCUCCCAGCACUCUGUAUCUCCCAUCUACUAACAUCUCAGAAAUUCCAUCCAGAAGAACAAAAAAAUUAAAAAUAGAACAUAGCAAAGUAAAGACACCCCCCCCCCAAGUUGUCCUGUCCCUGUCUGGGAGUUGUGUUAUUUAAAGAUAUUCUGUAUGUUGUAUCUUUUGCAUGUAGCUUCCUUAAUGGAGAGAAAAAAAAUCCUA